UAUGCAUUCCUGUAUUGGAAAGGUAUAUUUUUGAAGUGUCUCCUUUUACACGCAUUUAUUACCAUUUUUAUUACAGUCCAUAUAUAUGUGAAUAUUUAUCACUGAUUGUUUUUAACUUUUUGUUUUGAAAUAAUUUCAAACUUAAAGAAAAGUUGCAGGAAUCAUGCAGAGAACUCUCAUACACCCUUUACGUAGAUUCACUGAGGUUCUGAACAUUUCCACAUUUGUUUUAUUUUUUUUCUUUCUCUCUUGUACAUACAUACUUAUUUUUUCCUGAACCAUUCACAAGUAGGUUGCACAUACCAUGCCCCAUUAAUAUUUAUUUUAUUCUAUUUUAUUUUGUUUUGAGACAGGGUCUCGCUUUGUCACCUGGGUUGGAGUGCAGUAGUGUGAUCUCGGCUCACUGCAACCUCUGCCUCCCAGAUUCAAGUGAUUCUUGUACCUCAGCCUGCUGAGUAGCUGGGAUUACAGGCACGUGCUACCACUCUUGGCUAAUUUUUUUGUGUUUGUAGUAGAGACGGGGUUUUGCCAUGUUGGCCAGACUGGUCUCAAACUUCUGACCUCAAGUAAUCCACCCAGCUCAACCUCCCAAAGUUCUGGGAUUUUAGGAGUACCACUGCGCUCUGCCAGUAUUUAAUACUUUAAUGUAUAUUCCUAAGAACAAUGACAAAAACCCUUGUACAGUUAUCAAGUUCGUUAAAUUUAACAUUGAUAUGAUACUUUUAUUUAAUCAACAAUACAAAUUCCAGUUUUACCAGUUUUUCCAAUGAUGCCCUUUAGUAUUAUUUUUCUCCUCUGUUACAGAAUCCAGUCCAGGAUCAUGAUAGAGAUACCAUGUCGUUCUUUCCCCAGCCUUUUUUUAUCCUUCAUGACAGUAACGUAGUUGAAGAUUAUUGGCAAAUUAUUUUGUAGAAUGUCCUUCAGUCUGGGUUUGUCUGAUACUUCCCCUUGAUUACAUUCUGGUUAUGCAUUAUUGGCAGGAAUAUUAUAUAACCAUUCUUUCCUUAUCAGUGCAUCAUAUCAGGAAGCACGCAGUAUGUAUUUGUUCCAUUAUUGGUGAUUAUUGGUGAUGUUAACUUUGGUCAGUUGAUUAAAUUGGUGUCUGCCAGUUUUCUCCUAUUGGGGUAUUCUUUUCCUCCUUGUAGUUAAUAAGCAUCUUGUAGGGAGAUUCUUUUUGUAAUUGUGAUAAAACAUAUGUAACAUAAAAUUUACCAUCAACGAUUUUUAAGGUAUAUUUCAGUGGUAUUAAGCACAUUUACAUUGUUGUAUAAUUAUUACCACCUUCCAUCCCCAGAAUUGUCUUUAUCUUUCAAAACUGAAACUCCAUAUCCAUUAAACAGUAUCCAUUGCUCCCUCCCCUCAGCCCUGGCAACCACCAUAGUACUUUCUGUCUCUGAAUUUGACUAUUCUAGGUACCUCAUGUAAGUGAAAUCAUAGAUUGAUUGUCUUUUUAUGACUGGCUUAUUUCACAAUUUAUCCACAUUGUUUCAUGUGUUAGAAUCUCCUUUUCAAGGCUGAAUAAUAUUCCAUUGUAUGUAUAUAACACAUUUUGUUAAUCUCUUCAUGCAUCAAUGGACACCUUUUGGCUAUUGCAAAUAAUCCUGCUAUGAACAUAGAUGUAAAAGUAUUGAACUCUGCUUUCGGUUCUUUGGAUAUAUACCCAGAAGUAAAUUUGCCAGGUCAUGUGAUAAUUAUUAAUUUUCUGAGAAUCUGCUGUAUUGUUUUCCAGAAUGGCUCCAUCAUUUUACAUUCCCACCAACAGUGAACAAGAGUUCCAAGCUGUCACUUCCAUGCCAACACUUGUUUUCUGUUUUUUUUUUUUUGUUCGUUUUCUAAUAGUAACCAUCCUAAUGGGCGUGAGAUGAUAUCUCAUUGUGGUUUUGAUUUGCAUGUCCCCCAACAAUUAGUGAUGUUGAGUAUAACUUUGUAGGCUUAUUGGCCAUUUGUAUAUCUUCUUUGGAGAAAUCUGUAGUCAAGUUGUUUGUCCAUUUUUUGAACUGGGUUGUUUGUUUUGUGUUUUGGUUAGUGAGUUGUAGGAGUUUUUUAUUUUUAGAUUUUUUAUUUUUUUUAGCUAAACUGAUCAAUACCAUUGUAGGAGUUCUUUAUAUAUAUUCUGGAUAUUAACUUCUGUAUUCUGGAUAUUAACUAUAUAUAUCCUGGACAUUAACUUCUUAUCAGAUAUAUAAUUUGCAAAUAUUUUCUUAUAUUUCACAGGUUGCCUUUUCACUAUGUUGUGUCCGUUGAUACACAGAAGUUUUUAAUUUUGAAAUGGGAGAUACUUUUAAGGAUCCUGUUGCUCAUUAGAUUUUGAUUAUUCUUGCUUGGCAAUUGAUUAUUCUUGCUUGAAAGGAUUAUUACUAUGUAGAAGUGGUGAUUUUCUAAUUCUGCCAUUCCUUCUCCAUAUGUUCAUUAAUCUGCUGUAAGGGAGAAUAUUUUCUUUUACUCUAUUUAUUGAUUUCACUGCCCAGAUUGUCCCAGAUUUGGCCAGUGGGAACUCUUUUAAGCUGACUCCUGUGUCCUUUUGAAAUGACACUUUUUGGGGAAUACAAUCCUGCAUCACCUAAAACAAUGGGGAUAUGCUCUGCGAAAUGUGUCCUUGGGCAAUUUUGUCAUUGUGCUGUCAUCACAGUGUAUACUUACGCAAACCUGAAUGGUAUAGCUUACUACACACCUACACCAUAUAAUAUGGUUUAUUAUUGCUAUAAACCUAUAUAGGAUGUUACUAUACCGAAUACUGUAGGCACUUGUAAGACAAUGGUAAAUAUUUGUGUAUCUAAACGUAUCUAACUAUAGAAAAGGUACAGUAAAAAUACAUUGUAAAAGAUUGUUUAAAUGGUACACCUGUAUAAGGCAGCUUCAUUAUAAUCUAAUGGGACCACCGUGUAUAUAGGGUCCAUUGUGGACCAAAAAUCAUUACGUGGUGCAUGACUCUACUUCAUUACUUUCUGGCACAGGAUGUUCCUGGUUUAUUUUAUGUUUUCUCUGCUGCAGUCCUGCAACUAACCAUUUCUCUGAGGAUCUCUGGUUUCUUUUAGUUGGCAAAUGCAAUUGUGAAAUGAAAAUCUGGGUACUGGUAUGUUCACUGCUGCUGGGGUAUAUGUGCUUCUAAGCCCUUUCAAUGGAUAGAGGUAGAUUUAGACGUUACUUUACCUGGGGAAGGUGGAAAAGAUCGACCUUUCAAGGUGUCAAUCAAAUUUGUCUCUCGGGUGAGUUGGCACCUACUGCAUGAAGUACUGACAGGACGGACCUUGCCUGAGCCACUGGAAUUAGACAAGCCAAUCAGCACUAACCCUGUCCAUGCCGUUGAUGUGGUGCUACGACAUCUGCCCUCCAUGAAAUACACGCCUGUGGGGCGUUCAUUUUUCUCCGCUCCAGAAGGAUAUGACCACCCUCUGGGAGGGGGCAGGGAAGUGUGGUUUGGAUUCCAUCAGUCUGUUCGGCCUGCCAUGUGGAAAAUGAUGCUUAAUAUCGAUGUUUCUGCCACUGCCUUCUACAAAGCACAACCUGUAAUUCAGUUCAUGUGUGAAGUUCUUGAUAUUCAUAAUAUUGAUGAGCAACCAAGACCUCUGACUGAUUCUCAUCGGGUAAAAUUCACCAAAGAGAUAAAAGGUUUGAAGGUUGAAGUGACUCAUUGUGGAACAAUGAGACGGAAAUACCGUGUUUGUAAUGUAACAAGGAGGCCUGCCAGUCAUCAAACCUUUCCUUUACAGUUAGAAAACGGCCAAACUGUGGAGAGAACAGUAGCGCAGUAUUUCAGAGAAAAGUAUACUCUUCAGCUGAAGUACCCGCACCUUCCCUGUCUGCAAGUCGGGCAGGAGCAGAAACACACCUACCUGCCACUAGAAGUCUGUAAUAUUGUGGCAGGGCAACGAUGUAUCAAGAAGCUAACAGACAAUCAGACUUCCACUAUGAUCAAGGCAACAGCAAGAUCUGCACCAGAUAGACAAGAGGAAAUUAGCAGAUUGGUAAGAAGUGCAAAUUAUGAAACAGAUCCAUUUGUUCAGGAGUUUCAAUUUAAAGUUCGGGAUGAAAUGGCUCAUGUAACUGGACGCGUACUUCCAGCACCUAUGCUCCAGUAUGGAGGACGGAAUCGGACAGUAGCAACACCGAGCCACGGAGUAUGGGACAUGCGAGGGAAACAAUUCCACACAGGAGUUGAAAUCAAAAUGUGGGCUAUUGCUUGUUUUGCCACACAGAGGCAGUGCAGAGAAGAAAUACUGAAGGGUUUCACAGACCAGCUGCGUAAGAUUUCUAAGGAUGCAGGGAUGCCCAUCCAGGGCCAGCCAUGCUUCUGCAAAUAUGCACAGGGGGCAGACAGCGUAGAGCCCAUGUUCCGGCAUCUCAAGAACACAUAUUCUGGCCUACAGCUUAUUAUCGUCAUCCUGCCAGGGAAGACACCAGUGUAUGCGGAAGUGAAACGUGUAGGAGACACACUUUUGGGUAUGGCUACACAAUGUGUUCAAGUCAAGAAUGUAAUAAAAACAUCUCCUCAAACUCUCUCAAACUUGUGCCUAAAGAUAAAUGUUAAACUCGGAGGGAUCAAUAAUAUUCUUGUACCUCAUCAAAGACCUUCUGUGUUCCAGCAACCAGUGAUCUUUUUGGGAGCCGAUGUCACUCAUCCACCUGCUGGUGAUGGAAAGAAGCCUUCUAUUGCUGCUGUUGUAGGUAGUAUGGAUGCACACCCAAGCAGAUACUGUGCCACAGUAAGAGUUCAGAGACCCCGACAGGAGAUCAUCCAGGACUUGGCCUCCAUGGUCCGGGAACUUCUUAUUCAAUUUUAUAAGUCAACUCGGUUCAAGCCUACUCGUAUCAUCUUUUAUCGGGAUGGUGUUUCAGAGGGGCAGUUUAGGCAGGUAUUAUAUUAUGAACUACUAGCAAUUCGAGAAGCCUGCAUCAGUUUGGAGAAAGACUAUCAACCUGGAAUAACCUACAUUGUAGUUCAGAAGAGACAUCACACUCGAUUAUUUUGUGCUGAUAGGACAGAAAGGGUUGGAAGAAGUGGCAAUAUCCCAGCUGGAACAACAGUUGAUACAGACAUUACACACCCAUAUGAGUUCGAUUUUUACCUCUGUAGCCAUGCUGGAAUACAGGGUACCAGUCGUCCUUCACACUAUCAUGUUUUAUGGGAUGAUAACUGCUUUACUGCAGAUGAACUUCAGCUGCUAACUUACCAGCUCUGCCACACUUAUGUACGCUGUACACGAUCUGUUUCUAUACCUGCACCAGCGUAUUAUGCUCACCUGGUAGCAUUUAGAGCCAGAUAUCAUCUUGUGGACAAAGAACAUGACAGUGCUGAAGGAAGUCACGUUUCAGGACAAAGCAAUGGGCGAGAUCCACAAGCUCUUGCCAAGGCUGUACAGAUUCACCAAGAUACCUUACGCACAAUGUACUUCGCUUAAAUAGUCCAAGUAUAUUCUCUGAGAGGAAGUACUGAAAGAUGAAUUGACAUACAACGUAUGUUUCCAGUGGAGUCAAUUGAGUAAGGACACCUCCAGCCAUACAGAAACCAACACUGUGUGGGGGCCAAGGUCUGAUCCUUAUGUUAAUACAAGGAAGAUUGUUUACUUCAUCAAGGAACACAGCAUCAUUAUGCAAUAUGAAACCAGCCAACUGCUUUUUGUGCGGUCUCCUAUAGGAAGUAUCGCAAUUGUUUUGUUUUCAUUUCUUGUAGUCUAACCCUUUUAAUGCCUUUACCUCAAGUUGCUUGGCAGCACAACUAUCUUUGCAAAAAAAAGUAAAGAAAAAGUAAAUGAUGGUUUAAAAAAUACACACCUUCAUGAAUAAUCAAAGUGAUUUUUCAGAAUUAUGUGUGCAAAAAAUUAAUGUGCAUUCAUAUAUUCUUGUAAAGGUGUCUGUGUAUUUUUAAAAUAUAUACAUCCAUACUUCAUAUGCAUAUAUAUCUAGAUCUGGAUUGAUAAUAGAUAUAUAUGUGUCUGUUAUAUAUUUUAGAGUUCAUUCCAUUGGGGAACUUUCUUUCCCUUUUAUUCUACCCCCACUACCGCCUUUAUUUCUCUAUUUCCCUUGCCUUCAUCACCUACAUUUUUUUCCCAGUCCUACCAGUGACAUUCAAAUAUUGACGUAUCUGGUUCGUUUGAAUAUAAAAUAUGGCAAACUAGAAUUCUACUUUUAUUUUGCAUACCGUACUCCUGAUUCCUAUCUCAUACACAAUUCUGAGUUCUCAACUCUUGAUAUUGCUGUCUUAAGAAACAAAAUUUUAUAUAUAUAUGUAUACAUACAUACACAGACACAUACACACACAUAUAUAUACAUAAAAUAACUUUCUGUGAGAGUGCAUCUCUCCCCUCCCACUCAGAACAUACAUUUACCAUUUGCGCAAUUUGUAUAUAAGCAGUAGCAACCUGAACUAUUCUUUUUCUUUUUUCUUUUUCUUUUCUUUCUUUUUUUUUUUUAAUGAGACAGAGCCUCGCUCUGUCACCAGGCUGGAGUGCAGUGGCGAGAUCUCGGCUCACUGCAACUUCCGCCUCUCGGGUUCAAGCAAUUCUCCUGCCUCAGCCUCCCGAGUAGCUGGGACUACAGGCAUGUGCCACCACACCCAGCUAAUUUUUGUAUUUUUAGUAGAGACGGGGUUUCACCGUGUUGGCCAGGAUGGUCUCGAUCUCUUGACCUUGUGAUCCACCCGCCUCGACCUCCCAAAGUGCUGGGAUUACAGGCAUGAGCCACUGCACCCGGCCUACUAUUCUUUUUCUUUAGUGAGUUUGUUAAAGCUGCUAUAAAUAUAAAACCUGUCAGAAGUUGUAACUUUCUCUCUGAUAAGUGAUGUGUAUUCUGAAGCCUUCUGUUUCUAUGGGUUAUACAUGGAAAUUCUUUAAAGGUUUUAUAAAGGGUAAAUAUUUUAAAAGAUUAGAGCUCUGUAGGGUUGAGACCUCUGAAAUUGAGUAGAGAGAGAAGAGUUUGUUGAGGGAUUUUUUUGUUUCGUUUUUUGAUAGUUUACUUGCUGCCUCUCAUACCUUAAUGUGAUUUUCAUAUAUUUUUUAUAUAUAUAUAUGUAUGUGUGUGUAUAUAAACACAUAUGUAUGUGUUUGGAAGUAUAGCUUCCUUUUAUAUUUAUUAGAAUAGUGCUUUAAUAAUUAUAGAAUUGUAUUGGCAGCAUCUUUUAUAGAAAUAUAAUCAUGUUUAUUUUAAGAACUGACAACUUGUUUUUGCUAUCUUUUAGUGCAAUAAGCAGUUUUAAAGGAAAGUUGUGUCUGCAUCUUUACCAUGGACAGUAGGAGGAACAGGCACCUCCAUAGUUUAAAAGGGCAAAGAAUACAGCCUUAAUUUCAGAAGGAAAGUUUUGUAAUUUUCAGUUUUAAAGCAUAUCUUUUAAAAUUCAUCAUGAUAAAAGGCUGGACGCGGUGGCUCAUGCCUGUAAUCCUAGCACUUUGGGAGGCUGAGAUAGGUGUAUCACCGGAGCUCAGGAGUUUGAGACCAGCCUGGCCAACGUGGUGAAACCCCGUCUCUACUAAAAAUACAAAAAUUAGCUGGGCGUGGUAGCGGGCACCUCUAAUCCCAGCUACUCGGGAGGCUGAGGCAGGAUUGCUUGAACCUAGGAGGCGGAAGUUACAGUGAGCCAAGACUGCACCAUUGCACUCCAGCCUGGGCAACAAAACCAAAACUCCGUCUCAAAAGAAAAAAAGAUCAUAAUGAAAAUGAAGUGUAAUUGCCUAAAUGAGUCCAACUUGAAUAUUAGAAAUAAAGUUGAACUUUUAUAUAAUUGUGAAUAGCUUAACAUAUUUAAAUUAUUUGCAAAUAGAUUGUGUUUAUUGAAGAAUCAUAUUGGCUAGAUGCCCAUUUUCAUUUACUAAAAUGAAUCAGGAAAAUGCAAGAUGAUAUUUUAAAACUUUUGCUAAUGUAUCACCAGUAUAACUUUCCUUUUAAAAUUAAGGUGAUAGUAACAAAGAAAGUUAGGACUUUGAUCAUUUUAAAUCAGUUAAGUCACUGAAAUGUGGGAAAUUGUUUUACAAAACUUUUAUUGAUUACACUUUAAGGUAUUAAAAAGUACUAUAAAGCUAUCAAAACUGAGUUUAUCAGUAACAUUGGAUUCAGGGGAGCUUUGCACUUUGUAACUCAUGAAAAUUGCAUUUUGGUUUUUUUUUUUUUUUUUUUGCACUGGUUCAGAGUAUAGAUACUACAGAUUGUUUCCAGUGGGCAUUGUUGUUAGCCUUUCAGAAUUCCAUCUGCACGUGAAACCUAAUGGAUUUAGAUCUUUAGUUUCUCUCUUACCUGUAAUCCACUAUUAUUGCCAAUUCACUGUAUUUUGAGCCUAAAAUCUGAGCCCAUGUCCUCUGACAGGCAUGAAAUCUUUUGUCCCUCUGCCAGAAAACUAAGAAAGUACUGUUUUUUGUAUGUUUAUUAUUUUGAAGUGUCUGAAAUGCAAUUUACAACACUGUUGCAAAGAACUUUACAAAAGGUAAUAUUUGUAUCAUAUAUACAUUUUUUCUCCCAGCCUUCUCCCAUCUCCUCCAGAAAAUUUUCCUAUAAAGAUGGAUUUUUUUACACUGAAAUUUUACUGAAUAUAGUCAGGAUCAUGGGCAAGAGAAGAAAAUAGUAUACCCAAGAUGAUAAAAAUUUAAUUCGUCUAUGCUUGAUCAGUGUGAGUAUAACAUCUUCCUUUAUCAUGGGAGCUGCACAGAUUCAUGUGGGAAACUUUAGGGAAUGACUGUAGAUACCCUUUCUCUAUGUACUCUCUCACCUAAUUUUCAGUCACUCAUAUAUGCUAGAGUGGAGCCCUUAAUUUAAAUCUAUUUGGAAGGACUUUUUUAAGAGGAAAAAUAUUUUUUCUAAAUUAUAAAGCUUUACCUUUUGAGUGAUUUCUUUUUUAGAGUGCUCUUACACUAGUCAGCAUUGCUAGUUUAAAGUUGAUUAACUUGAAAGAAUAUGUAUACUAUAUUUCUAUUUUGCUAACAAAUUGGUAUAUUAAUUACCAUUGGUUCUUAAUUACAAGAAAACUUGUGCUUAGAAUUUUAAGAUAAAAGGCUAAGUGACAAAUGCUUCUUGAAAUUUGUCCUAUUUAUUGUUGCACUUCUGGUGUAGAAUUUCUAAUCUUUUUUAUUUUAAAAAAGUUUUUUUUUUUAAGUUAAACAUGAAAUUCACAGUGACCCUUCUGCUCCUGCCCUUGCUCACUAACUAUAUCAUGAAUGCUAAAUUUUGGUCUUCUUUUUUCUAUGAUGUAUCUUACAAGACUGACUGUAAAAUGUCAGUCUGGCAACUAGAUAAUUGAUUUUCAUAUGAAGAAGAGUUGGGAGUUUAAUGUAUAUUCUUGAUGGUUAAUGUGUCUACAUAAAGUGCUGAUACAUGUAUUAUAUUACAGUAUCAGGUUACUGGCAUGGAGGACCAUACACUUACAAUAUUGUAGCUGCUAUAUUUAUUUAAGUAGAUUCUGACAGUUACUGCACUAAACAGUAAAGAGAUAAGCAGGAUUCAAGGCUAGUGUUAGACCCUUUUUUUUCCUAAGAGUAAGGACACGGAAUAUCAAAGUAACAAAGGGUGCUGCCAUUUUAGUUUCAAUUUAAUAUCAGGAUAUUCUUUGUUUUAGAAAUGUAGAUUUUGACUUUUACAGUUUGAAAAAGGGUACCUCAGCCUCUUCAGUACCGGUUUUUUGGCACAUUUCAACAGAAAUAUUAGAUUCCCUUUCUUUUUCUUAAUGGUGAUCUUCUAACAAGUUUCUUGGAAAAACUAUCAUUCUAAGGGAAAUCCCUGUUUAUAACCUAUUAAUAUAUUUCUAUUCCUAGAAGAGAGUCUAGCAGGGAUUCUAGUAGGAAUUACUGAGUGUUUUGGAAGGCACUUGAUAGAGGCAUCUCUGCUUUCCAGCACAGGGAUUCUCAGCCUUCUAAAGAUCUAGACCAGUUUCCAAGCUAGCUUCUCCACAGCCCACCACUGCCUAGUGUUUGCUUGUGUAUUCUCUAAUGGAUUUUAGGAGGAUAGGCCUUCUGACACACACAGUCAUGAAAGACUUAAGACAUGUCUAGGGAAAUAAAAGCUGACUUGCCCUUCAGCAGGAAUGACUGGCAGCGGAUCUCUGUGUUCAAGGAAAGGGUGAGCGCUAAGCAUGCCAGUGAUGGAUCCGAAGUAUUUAGAUGGAUUGCAGACCAGGAAUUAGAGACCGUUUGUGACUCAAGGAACUUGAUGGAUCUGUUUAGAGACCUACAUGAAUUUGCCAAGGGCAGUGAUUUUUAUGAAAUUCAAGAAGCAAACGACUUGGAUACAGCUAGAAUAUGUUGCAGUCUUCCUAUUUCAAACUUGAUUUUAAUAUUUUUACCAAGAAGUUUAACUGACAACUCUGCAAAAUUUUCAUUCAGUAUCAUUAAACCUGAGUUAAAUGUUUGCUUAGCUUAUCCUCUUAGAUGUUCUUCUGUUGAACAGGCAGGUUGCCCUUAACAGUAACUUGCUACUUAAAUUACCUUUUAUUAGUUAGUCAAGCUGCAAAAAUAUCAUUAGUCUGGCAUCUUUAUUUUGGCUUUAUCCAUAUGAAGUAUUCAUUAUUUUCAUUCUUUUUGAGAAUUCAUAAAUGUCUUAAAGCUUCAGUAAGAAUUGUUGGGAGGUUUGACAUCAAGUAACGCCUUCCUGUGUAGCAGUAUAACCCUAAUUUAGAACUCUUGUUUUCCUAUUUCAGUCCUCAUAUUUGAUCAUAGAAAAGCACUUUUGUGAUUCUAUAGGAGUCAAAAAAUCAGCCAAGAGUAGGUAAGUCAGUCAGCACAGAAAUCAGAAAGUGAGGAUUUUCUCCAAAAAAUCUUUUUAAAAAAGUCCUGCUUAUACUAAGAACAUUCUUGAUCAGUUGCAGUGUUAGAAAUGACACUGUGAUUAGUGAAAGCCAAGCUGAGUCCCAGGAAGCAGGGAGGGGGAGUGUGUGUGUGUGUAUGUAUGAGUGUGUAUAUAUAUAAUCUCACACACACACACAAAGGGAAAAAUUAUUUUGACUUUUUUCCUACUUUUAAAAUGGUACAUUUAAGUUUAUAAUUUUCCAUGUCAGUCAACAUAAUUUUUUAAACUAAGGUAUAAUGGUCAAGGCUUGUGCUAAUAUUACCUACUACUCAUUGAAAUUUAUAUUACUUUACCCAUCAAAACUAGUACUCCAGAUGUUUACAUCAUUGAUUAAAUCUCAAGAAUCUUUUGUUCUUAAAAUAUGGAAGUUAAAGAUUUUAAUUUGAAUUAAAGAUAGAAGGAUGGUAAAUUCAAUAUAGAGGGUUGAGAUUUACCAGUGAGAAACCCUGUUGAAGUAUCAGGUAAAUGGUGUGACAAAAUUAGAAUCCUGUCAAAUCACCUAUCCAGCCAUCGGGGUCCCUUCCUUUUUUAGACUAAUUUCUAAGGUAACCAGAAUCUAAUGUAUCUAUGUUAGGGUCUCAGUAAAGCAAAGACAUUUGUCAGGGCGUAGACUUGAGUUAAAUUUUUUAAUCAUUUUUUAAAGCAAGGCGGUUCUUAGAAAGUGCCUUUUCAGAAGAUGGUGCUGUAGAUUUUUAUUUUUCAAGUAGCACGAAGCUAAGAAUUUUAAAGAUAAAUUAUUUUAGAACUCCAAGAGUGUGACAGUUUCAUAAAAAUAAUGUUAGUUGUUGUCUUGAAUCUCGUCCAAGGGAACCAAGGAAAGCUUUUAUGCAGUAAAGUAUCUAGGUAAAUGCUCACCAAAUUUAUUUUGUAAAUUUGAAAACAAAAUAUUUAGUAGAAUUACCUCUUUUAAUUCCCAACUGUGUUGGAGGAAAUCCAUAAUGCGCAUAAAACAGCAAACCUACUUAACUUUUUAACAAGAUUAUGGGUAUAGUACCAGUGUCCAAAGGGAAAUGUAACUUGCCUGGAAUUAUAGGCAACAUUUUCUAAUUAAUCUUUUUUUUUUUUUUUUUUGAGACAAAAUCUUGCUGUGUCACCUGGGCUGGAGUGCAGUGGCUCGAUCUCAGCUUACUGCAAACUCCGCCUCCCGGGUUCAAGUGAUUCUCGUGCCUCAGCCUCCCAAGUAGCUGGGAUUACAGGCGUGCACCACCACACCCGGCCUGAUUAGUCAUUAUUAAGGAGGACUGCUCAUAAAGGCAGUACCAAAUCAUCAUUCAGAUCAGCUUAAGUGAGAAAGCAAAAUGAUGAUCUCUAUUGUUAGAGAAAUUUUCUUUUCUAGACACCAAGGAAUAUUUUAAAUGAUUUUUUAUUUUUUCUAGGAUGCAGGAACUAUGAAAAAUGAUGACAAGGCAUUUAAAAGGGUAUGAUCAGUUAAAUAGAAGUAGGGUGUGCAAAAUUGUGCUUAAGGGGAAAUAAGCAAAAGAAAGGAAAAUAGUAGAACCUUUCAUACUAAUUAGAAAUGUAGUUACCUACCAGAGGGCAAUUUUGCUCCAUACCAGGAAGCAGUAAAUAGCAGUAAAUGAUCACCUAGGCACUUCUUUCCUGUGAAUUUGGUGAGCAUUCUUCCAGAAAAGAAGACUAAAAGCAAACAACAACAACAACAAAAAAUACCACACCUCAGUAACCUUGUAUGCUGCAUUAUAUAAUAAUGAUAGUAAAAUUAUAUUGUUUGGAGUGUACUGUGUCUGUUUGCAAAUAUACAUGCACAUUAAACUUUUUUGUUUUUAUAAUGUCUUAAUAGCAAUUAUGAGUUUAUUUUUGUUAAGAUUAAUUUUUCUAUUGUGAUGUUUAUAUUUAUUGGCAAUUUGUGUGCAACUUUUAUAUUUUGCUUGUCGGUUUUAAGGUAUUUUAUUUUUAUAGAUAUUUCUAGCUUUCCUCAUUCUUUGUAAUAGCAGCAAAGAUUAAGAUGGAGUGUUAAUAUACCAACCAAACUACGAAUUCCAUAAACUCUAGAGUUUGGAUUUUUACCAAUAAACCAUUAACACUAUUUUGUAACUUAGAAUAUUUAAUGUUGUUUAUAUAGUGGGCAUUAAAGACAGUCUUUAGACAGAUUUCUACAUGUGGAGGGGAGGUGGGGCUUUCCUGUAAGUUUGAUCCUUUUUUUCCCCUUUAGUAGCAAACUAACAUAACAGAUUGGAUUUAUUUUACCUGACUACAGUUUUGGGGAAACCUGUCAAAUAAAUAAUUGUUACAUGCCUUUUUUUUUUAAUUUAAGCACAUUGAAACUGCUUAAAUGGUCACAUUUUUCAGCAUUAGGAUUAAGAUACCAUUUUUGUAGGCCUGGAAAACAAAUAGCAAAUGAUUCAAAAUUCAUUGAAUUGAAUUUGAAAUGAAACUUUUCCCCCAUAAUUUGUUAUAUGGAAGAUUUGCUACCCUGAUCUUUUCCCUAGCAUACUUCUAAAGUUGAUUGAAUCCCUGAGUAUCAAUGAAGAAAUCAGAGUUUAAGUGGCUAGUGAUUAAUAGAGUACUUCAGCUAAUUAAAAAUUUAAAUAGUAAUAAUUUAUGAAUGUGAAUAAAUUGGAAGGCAGUAAAAAGAAUGAUUAUAGAAUAUUAAGUUCAAUUAUAUAUAGACAGUCCAGUUUCCUAGUGAAUAGGUCAAGAUUAUUUGUUUUGUUUUGUGGCACUAUCAUAGUUCACUAUAACUUCAAACUCCUGGGCUCAGGCUAUCCUCCCACCUCAGCCUCUGAAGUAGCUGGGACUACUCGCAUGCGCCACCAUGCCCAGCUAAUGGUUUUUUUCUUUAGAGAUGGGGGUCACUAUAUUGCCCAGGCUGGUCUUGAACUCCUAAGCUCAAGUGCUUCUCCCACAUCAGCCUCCCAAAGUGCUGGGAUUACAGCCAUGAGCCACUGCAUCUGGCCAAGAUCAAGAUUGUGGAUAUUGGUAUGUUAACUUUUAAAAUAAAAGUACAUGGGCUGGGCGCAGUGGCUAACGCCUGUAAUCCCAGCACUUUGGGAGGCCAAGGCAGGCAGACCACCUGAGGUCAGGGGUUCCUGACCAGCCUGGCCAACAUGGCGAAACCCUGUCUCUACUAAACAUACAAAAAUUAGCUGGGCAUGGUGGCACAUGCCUGUAAUCCCCGCUACUCAGGAGGCUGAGGCAGGAGAAUUACUUGAACUCGGGAGGCGGAGGUUGCAGUGAGCCAAGAUCGCGCCAUUGCAUUCCAGCCUGGGCAACAAGAGUGAAACUCCAUCUCAGAAAAUAAAAAUAAAAAUAAAUAAAAGUACAUGAAAAAAGUAUAUUCCCUUAAGCAGGUAAAAUACUUGCAUUGUAUUUUUACAUCAUGAAUUUGCUUGUUAAGAAAUUUCUUUUCUAUAAGUGGUUAAAAGAUAAACUGUAUUCCAUCCUCUGGGUUUUCAACUCUAAAUUAUUGGAGCUCAAUGUAUGACAUUUUACUGUAGUGUAUUCCACUGAGAGGCAAGGAAAUGGGAAAGUGUCAGGUAAUUAUAAAUGGGAGAAUUUUAUUUUUAUAUGAUGUAAAGUUUUACAGUUUAAAAUAGAUCAGCAUGUGAUUUCUUGUAGAGAUUAGCCAUUUCAUUUCUUUUUGCAUUUUUGCCAGUUACAUUAGUUUGCCCUAUGAUAUACUAUUCUGAGAUACUUCAGCCCCCCACACAUCAAGUACUAAUUGUAUACAGAUAGUACAGAUUUGUACUCUGAUUAUAAGAAUUUGUUACUACUAAUUAAAAGCAAAUUAAUGUGGCUGGGCGUGGUAGCUCACACCUAUAAUCCCAGCACUUUGGGUGGGCAGCUGAGGCGGGCGGAUCACGAGGUCAGGAGUUGGAGACCAGCCUGCCCAAUAUGGCGAAACCCCAUCUCUACUAAAAAUACAAAAAUUAGCUGGGCGUGGUGGCGUGCCUGUAGUCCCAGCUACUUGGGAGGCUGAGGCAGGAGAAUCACUUGAACCUGGGAGGCGGAGGUUGCAGUGAGCCAAGAUUGCACCACCGCACUCCAGCCUGGCAACAGAGCAAGACUCCAUCUCAAAAAAAACAAACAACAAAAAAAAGGUGCCUCUGGUCCUGUGUUUUCUUUUUCCUUCUGAAAGUUCAUAGAAACCUGGCAUAUAGAGCUUAUUUUGCUGUUUUAAUUGGUUAGCUCCACAAAUCCUGCUACCUGACAUCAGUACAGCUUGACCGCAGUGAAGUACUUGAUGGCUUGUUCAUGUUUAGUUCACCUCUUUAGAAAGAAAGCUUUGUGGCCAGGUGCAGUGGCUCACACCUGUAAUCCCAACACUUUGGGCAGCUGAGGUGAGCAGAUCACCUGAGGUCAGGAGUUCAAGACCAGCCUGGCCAACAUGGCAAAACCCUGUCUCUUCUAAAAAUACAAAAAUUAGCCGGGUGUGGUGGCAGAGGAUGCAGUGAGCCAAGAUCGUGCCACUGCACUCCAGCCUGGGCAACAGAGUGAGACUCUGUCUCAAAAAAAAAAAAAAAAUCGUUGUGCAGUAAUAGAUCAUCCCAAAAAAGAAUUGCCAUGAACAGCGUUAUGUGUAGAAAACAGAUGGAAGUGUUGGUCAUUAGAGCCUUGCUUUUUAAAUUUUAUUCUUUCCAAAAAUUGGCGGUAUGCUAUCUAUAAUUUUAUGUUUGAUGUUGAAGAGGCAACACCAGAGACUAGAGAGGGAGAUUACUCUGAUAUUUAGUGCCUAAAACUUUCAUCUUGGCCGGGCACGGUGGCUCACACCUGUAAUCCCAGCACUUUGGGAGGCCGAGGCAGGCUGAUUACCUGAGGUCAGGAGUUCGAGACCAGCCUGGACAACAUGGCAAAACCCGUCUCUACUAAAAAUACAAAAAUUAGCCAGGCAUGGUGGUGGGCGCCUGUAAUCCCAGCUACUCGGGAGGCUGAGGCGAGAGAAUCGUUUGAACCUGGUAGGCGGAGGUUGCAGUGAGCCGAGAUCAUGCCACUGCACUCCAGCCUGGGCGACAAGAGUGAAACUCUGUCUCAAAAAAUAAUAAUAAUUUUAAAAAUAAAAGACAAAACUUUCAUCUUUAUUUCAUGACUUUAUUUCAUCUUUAUUUCAUUUUUGGUUGGGAAAACAAACAAAAAUCUCUUAAGUUAGUCCUUUAAUAGUCUUUUUAGAACCAAAGAAGGAAAGACUGCAAAAAUGUUGCAUACGUGACUCUUUAUUGUCAGAAUCUGUAGAAACUGGAGGUCUUUGUAAAGAAAUAGACUAGUAGGAUUGUGAGAAUAUAUAGUGAGGGGGGAUUUAGGAUAAGGCUUCCUUGCUGGGAUCCUUGGACAGAAACCUUACAAUUGUUUAAUAUUUGCAGAGUAAAAGAGCAGCUAUUGCUAUUUGAACCUACAGAAGAGACCUAAGACGAGCGUCUCUGUAAUCUAAAUUUAUAUGAUAAUGUUGUCCCAGACCCAAAGGCACACCUAUUCUCAGUAACUUAGAGAAGUCUUGGAAGUUGCUUCUGAAUUACAGUAAAGAAAUUAAAUGAAGUCUUUAUCCUUAAAUAGGGCCAGGCAUUGCUAUCAACAUAAUGUCUUUGGUUUUCCCCUUUAAAUAGAAAACACCAAGCAGGGCCUUUCCAGACAAGGUAGUCUUUCCUGUAAAGAAAAUGGUUUUGGUGUGGGAUUUGGUAAAAACACUGGUUCGUUUAUAAUGAAGAAAGAAUUUUGGCAUAGACAGUCCAACCCAGUUCAUGGAUACAGUUUGAUCCCAGGGAGUUUAACAAAAGGAAGCUUUGGUUUUGCUAGCAACAGACUUGAUCUUCUAUAGUAAUUAAUUGCAAUUAAGGUUUUCCAGGAGCUUUCUCAUUUCUUAGCCCAGGGUCCAACCCCGUUCCCUCUUUAAAAAAGAAAGAAUAGGCCGGGAGCAGUGGCUCAUGCCUGCAAUCCCAGCACUUUGGGAGGCCAAGGCAGGCGGAUCACAAGGUCAGGAGUUUGAAACCAGCGUGGCCAAUAUGGUGAAACCCUGUCUCUACUAAAAAUACAAAAUUAGCUAGGCGUGGUGGCGGGCGCCUGAGGCUGAGGCAGGAGAAUCCUGCUAGUCUGAAUUACAAUAAGGAAAUUAAAUGAAGGAUUUAUCUUUAAUAGAGCCAGGCAUUGCUAUCAACAUAACGUGUUUGGUUUUCCCCUUUAAAUAGAAAACACCAAGCAGGGCCUUUCCGGACAAGGUAGUCUGGAACCCAGGAGGCGGAGGUUGCAGUGAGCCGAGAUCCCACCAUUGCACUCCAGCCUGGGUGGCAGAGUGAGACUCCGUCUCAAAAAAAAAAAAAAAAAGAA
This is a messenger RNA of Gorilla gorilla gorilla (western lowland gorilla), 17034 nucleotides long. It is a transcript of the gene AGO3, whose product is annotated as argonaute RISC catalytic component 3. The record is from RefSeq and is a predicted model, not a curated record. Bases 3333 to 5399 code for a protein of 688 amino acids. Gene Ontology annotation, biological process: regulation of stem cell proliferation; regulatory ncRNA-mediated gene silencing. Gene Ontology annotation, molecular function: RNA binding; protein binding. The transcript has 17 exons. Lineage: Eukaryota; Metazoa; Chordata; Mammalia; Primates; Hominidae.